GUAUUUUAAAUCAUCUUAUCUAGUAAAGACGCGAAGAACCAAAUAUUCUCGUCUCUUAUUUUUUAUUCUAAUUUAAUUUAUUUAAAAAAAAAACUUUAAUUACAAAAAAUGGCGCCACGCAACAAGGAACAAGAACAAGAAGUCCUCAACUGGAUCUUCAACGUUUUGGGAGAACCCGUGCCAAGCGGCGAUUAUGAAGAUAUCUUGAAGAAUGGCGUUGUUUUGUGCAAAUUGAUGAACAAACUCGCCCCCGGAUCCGUUAAGAAGAUCCAAGAACGCGGCACAAACUUCCAACUUAUGGAAAAUAUUCAAAGAUUCCAAGCUGGCAUGAAAGCUUAUGGCGUCCCACAAGAAGAAAUCUUCCAAACUGCCGACUUGUUUGAGCGUCGUAACAUCCCCCAAGUCACCCUGAGCUUGUAUGCCCUCGGCAGAAUCACACAACUCCAUCCCGAGUACAAUGGACCCUCAUUGGGACCCAAAAUGGCGGAGAAGAACGAACGCCAAUUCACCGAAGAGCAAUUGCGUGCCAGCGAGGGACAUCUUAACCUCCAAAUGGGCUACAACAAGGGAGCUUCCCAAGCAGGACAUGGAGGUUUCUCCAAUACUCGUCACAUGUAAAGAAGCCAUUUUACAUUUUACACUAAAUUACACUUUUACACUUGACACCCACUCACAAAUACACAAAAAAAAAUACAUUGAACACUUAUUUAUUACAAAAUUCAAAAAUAAUUGUAUUAUGUUAGCGAUUAACUUUGUCUAAAAAUUUUCACUUGUUUAAUAAAAUUCUUCUAAACUAAACAAAACAAAAAAUUGGAUUUCCAAUUCCUCAAAAGAAUAAAUCGGAAAAUAUCACAAAUCACAAUUAAUUAAGAAAUGCCAACAUUUAACCUGUCAUUAAACCGCAGAUAUGCCAUAAAAAUAAUAAUAAUGGCAAAUCUGUUUAUUUUUCUAUAACUACAUGCAAUUCAAAUUACAAAAUUAGAUUUACUAUAAAAUACGAGGCUUAGAUACUGAAUACAGUGCAUUGAAUUGAGUUUCUUUAUUUUUAAUAAAUAAAAAUAAUUAUUAAAUAAUUGAUGGCUUGUAAAAUAUUUAUGAUAUGCCGAGAGAGACCUGACGGUAUUACUUAUAGGAAAUGGUCAAGGUCAUUGCAGACUUGUAGUUUGUUUUUUGCAGUUAUUUAAUAGAAUAGAAUAAGUGAUAUAUGGAAGUUUAAUGUAAUAGAAAAUUAAUUUGCCUACUUGGAAGAGAUCCUUAAAUUAGUUGAGGUUAAAGGUUGAUAUAUGAAAAAUUAUAUAAAGUAUGAACUAACCAGUUACGAGACUUGUUAAGUUAUUAGUUAAGUGAUAAUAGGUCAAAAGUGAUUUUAAUUUUUUUUUUAUUACAGUUAAUGGCUUGUAAUAGA
This is a messenger RNA of Culicoides brevitarsis, 1405 nucleotides long. Its product is annotated as myophilin. The record is from RefSeq and is a predicted model, not a curated record. The transcript has 3 exons. Lineage: Eukaryota; Metazoa; Arthropoda; Insecta; Diptera; Ceratopogonidae. Gene Ontology annotation, biological process: actin filament organization; actomyosin structure organization. Gene Ontology annotation, molecular function: actin filament binding. Bases 109 to 618 code for a protein of 169 amino acids. Gene Ontology annotation, cellular component: actin cytoskeleton.